Messenger RNA from Zonotrichia albicollis (white-throated sparrow), 379 nucleotides. NCBI's taxonomy places the organism in Eukaryota, Metazoa, Chordata, Aves, Passeriformes, Passerellidae. The record is from RefSeq and is a predicted model, not a curated record.
GGUACUCGGGGACAGACACCAAGCGCAUGACCAUCAACAAGGUGCUGUCCAACGACGUCCUGGCGCAGCAGAACCAGUACGUGCAGCGCUGCAUCGACUGGAACAGGGAUAUCCUCAAGAAGGAGCUGGGCUUGCUGGAGGAGGACAUCAUCGACCUGCCGGCCCUCUUCAAGCUGGACAAGCAGGGAAAAGCUGUUCCCUACUUCCCCAACACGGGGCGAGGUGCGCUGCGGCACCAACGUCCAGCGCCGGCCCUUCGCCUUCCAGUGGUGGCACUUCACGCCGUAGCCAGGCCUCUUCUUCAUCUUCUUCCUCCUCUUCCUCCUCCUUCUCCCUCCACCUUUGUCCUCAGCGUGUGUUGUUUGAAAUUCCCUUAAUA